GCUCACUUGUUCCUGUCUUUAAUGUGCAAUCUGUUUUCUCCAGCGGAGGGCACUCAGUGUAUCACAAACUCAGCAUUAGCACCAACCAGCUCUGAGCACCGUCAGUCUCUGGAAAGCCUUCUGAAUUAGACAAGGGCUGCCUCUCAGCACAGCUACAAAACACUUUCAACCUGACCAGCUAAAUGGAUAAACCUAGCCUGCAUAGCUUUUAAACUGGGGUCUCGCACAGCACAGCACAGCACAGCACAGGCGGCCUGCUUGCUUCAACAGCUGAAAAAUCCUGAGGAUGAAUUGCUUUAUCUGGGAAUGGCAAAAGCCCGCACAAUAAGGAAUGCCAGGUGGUGGUGAUUUCUACAGGAGAGACCAAAUAAGAAGAAAGCUGAGAGAGGGGGGCAGACGUUUUUUGGAUGACAAAGGAUGGGUUUCCGUCUAAUCACGCAGCUGAAAGGCAUGAGUGUGUUUCUGGUGCUAUUUCCCACCCUGCUGCUGGUUAUGCUGACGGGGGCUCAGAGAGCUUGCCCAAAGAAUUGCAGAUGCGAUGGCAAGAUUGUAUACUGCGAGUCUCACGCCUUCGCAGACAUCCCUGAGAACAUUUCUGGAGGGUCACAAGGUUUAUCCUUAAGGUUCAACAGCAUUCAGAAACUCAAAUCCAAUCAGUUUGCCGGCCUUAACCAGCUUAUAUGGCUUUAUCUUGACCAUAAUUACAUUAGCUCAGUGGAUGAAGAUGCCUUUCAAGGGAUCCGCAGACUGAAAGAAUUAAUUCUAAGCUCCAACAAAAUUACCUAUCUGCACAAUAAAACAUUUCACCCAGUCCCCAAUCUCCGAAACCUGGAUCUCUCCUACAACAAACUUCAGACCUUACAAUCUGAGCAGUUUAAAGGCCUCCGGAAACUCAUCAUUUUGCACUUGCGAUCUAAUUCCCUAAAGACCGUGCCCAUAAGGGUUUUUCAAGACUGCCGGAACCUUGACUUUCUGGAUUUGGGUUACAAUCGUCUCAGAAGCUUAUCCCGAAACGCAUUUGCUGGUCUUCUGAAGUUGAAAGAGCUCCAUCUGGAGCAUAAUCAGUUUUCAAAGAUCAACUUUGCUCAUUUUCCUCGUCUCUUCAACCUGCGAUCCAUUUACCUGCAAUGGAACAGGAUCCGCUCUGUCAGUCAAGGCCUAACAUGGACCUGGAGUUCCUUGCACACCUUGGAUUUAUCAGGGAAUGACAUCCAAGCAAUCGAGCCUGGCACAUUUAAAUGCCUCCCCAAUUUGCAAAAAUUAAAUUUGGAUUCCAACAAGCUCACCAAUGUCUCCCAGGAGACUGUCAAUGCGUGGAUAUCCUUAAUAUCCAUCACCUUGUCCGGAAACAUGUGGGAAUGUAGUCGGAGCAUCUGUCCUCUAUUCUACUGGCUGAAGAAUUUCAAAGGGAAUAAAGAAAGUACCAUGAUAUGUGCGGGGCCUAAGCACAUACAAGGUGAGAAAGUUAGCGAUGCUGUGGAGACUUACAACAUCUGCUCUGAUGUCCAGGUUGUCAACACAGAAAGAUCACACCUGGCGCCUCAAACUCCCCAGAAGCCCCCGUUCAUCCCCAAACCUACCAUCUUCAAACCAGAUUCCAUUCCAGCCACCCUGGAGGCAGUGAGUCCAUCCCCGGGCUUUCAAAUUCCAGGUACGGAUCAUGAGUAUGAGCAUGUGUCCUUUCACAAAAUCAUCGCAGGGAGCGUGGCUCUGUUCCUCUCGGUGGCCAUGAUUCUCCUGGUGAUCUAUGUGUCUUGGAAACGGUACCCAGCCAGCAUGAAACAACUCCAACAGCACUCACUUAUGAAGAGGAGACGGAAAAAGGCGAGGGAGUCGGAGAGACAAAUGAAUUCCCCUUUACAGGAAUACUACGUGGACUACAAGCCGACGAACUCUGAGACCAUGGAUAUAUCGGUUAAUGGAUCUGGUCCCUGCACAUAUACCAUCUCUGGCUCCAGGGAGUGUGAGAUGCCCCACCAUGUGAAGCCCUUGCCGUAUUACAGCUAUGACCAACCAGUGAUUGGGUACUGCCAGGCCCACCAGCCUCUCCACAUCAACAAGGCUUAUGAAGCUGUGUCCAUAGAGCAGGAUGACAGCCCCAGUUUGGAGCUUGGGAGAGACCACAGCUUCAUCGCCACCAUAGCCAGGUCGGCUGCACCUGCCAUUUAUCUGGAGAGAAUAACAAACUAACAGCAAAGCCAACUUCAUGAUGAAGAGCUCACAGCGGAAAAGGAGGCCUCCAUCAUAAAGGAGAUGUGGUGUCCAGCAUCUUCCAGCCUCAAUAGUUCAUUGCUGUACAGUUUAGGGAAUACUGAAAAGCAAACCCCAAACUGCUUAUGAAGUUGGGCAGCUGAUGAACCUGCCACCAACCCGGGAGGUCACAGAACUUCCUUUGCUUUAAAACCUAAAACAAACACAAGCACUCCCGGAUGUAAAUAGUCAAGAGUGUUAAGUUCUUAUAAAAAUAGAUUUCAUCUUAGCUAUCUAUAGGUUUGUUUGUAUAUUUGAUUUUUCUACUAUGCAUGGUUCCUGGGCUGGAGAACCACAGUGGGAGGGUGGGAAUUUGGGGGAAACAACACAAUUUUUCUUGUAAGGUGUGCAUAACACUCACAAACAUUUUUUCCUAUGUUUUCAUGUUACUUUUUCUUUAAAAUCUGGUUUUAUGCUUUUAUUUGUUUUAUUUUUCUUAAUUUCCUGGUUGAGUGACUUUCUCCUACUAAAUCUGAGUACUUAUAUGGUACCAAAAGAAGAUUUGGUUUUGCAUUGACCUAAAGUAAGGAAAGUUGACUACAACAUUCAAUAAACUACUGGAAUGAGUUAAGUACAUCAAAGUGUAUAUUCAUUCAGUACACAUUAUAGACAAUAUUAGGAGCUCUGGUUUAUUCCCCCAUCUGUAUCCAUCAAGGAAGGAAAGCUAAUAACCAGACCUGUGAACACGUGGAUGGGGAAGAAGCAGAGUACUACCCUCAAAGGAGAGAGGGGCUCUGUGAACAAUGGCCAGGGUUCCUUUGGAUGACAAUGUCAUGGGAUGAAUUUCUAAAUUCAACAUGAUGUGUAAUAUUGCUUUUAAAUUUAAUUAUCACUUAGCUUUUGUGUAAUUUUUAUCAAUAAAAGAAAAAAAUGUUGAAAAAUAAAAUA
Arvicanthis niloticus (Nile rat) is the source of this 3138-nucleotide messenger RNA. It is a transcript of the gene Lrrtm4, whose product is annotated as leucine rich repeat transmembrane neuronal 4. The record is from RefSeq and is a predicted model, not a curated record. Gene Ontology annotation, molecular function: protein binding. Lineage: Eukaryota; Metazoa; Chordata; Mammalia; Rodentia; Muridae.